Molecule: messenger RNA, 732 nt
Organism: Chenopodium quinoa (quinoa)
Lineage: Eukaryota; Viridiplantae; Streptophyta; Magnoliopsida; Caryophyllales; Amaranthaceae
Product: albumin-2-like
Exons: 1
Coding region: 1-693 (230 amino acids)
Source: RefSeq, a predicted model, not a curated record
AUGUCGGUAACCUAUGUGACUGCUGCUUUCAAAUCAAAUAAACAAGAUGAAGCCUAUAUUUUCAUGAAAAACGAGUAUAUGCUAAUUGACUAUGCACCUGGUGAGAAAGAUGACAAGAUAUUGAAUGGACCAGCUCGAAUAGGAGAUGUGUUUUCAUCCCUGAAGGAUACAGUCUUCGCGGACAAGGGAAUUGACUGUGCAUUCGCGUCUGAAGAUGAAGGAGUGUCAUACAUAUUCUCAGGUAACAUUUGUGCGAAAUGGCUCUGUGCACCAGAUUUCCCCAACCAAAAGAUUCUUGAAGGGCUAAAGCCCAUCGGCGAGAUGUUCCCUUACCUGAGGGGGACAGUGUUUGAACAUGGGGUUGAUGCUGCAUUCGACUCAUCGGUUCCUUUUGAGGCUUACCUCUUCAAGGACAGUCAAUAUGCUCGCAUCAACUACAGUAAUAUUGGUCACCUCAUGACCAUCACUUCCAUCAGACAAAACUGGCAUUGUUUGAGAGACACAAUGUUUGAGAAUGGAUUUGAUGCUGCUUUCGCUUUACAUAUUCCAAAUCAGGCCUACUUAUUCAAGGGUGAUUCGUAUGGACGUAUCAAAUUUACUCCAGGCUCCGCAACUGAUGAGGAGCUUAUGUGGUCCGGAAGAAUUGAAGAUUCAUGGAAGGGUUUAGGUAGCAUCUUGCCUCGCAAGAAUUGAACAAUAUGUUUACUCUUUUCUUCUAUGUUGAGAAAGGGC